This is a messenger RNA of Seminavis robusta, 483 nucleotides long. The record is from the annotation of a GenBank genome assembly. NCBI's taxonomy places the organism in Eukaryota, Bacillariophyta, Bacillariophyceae, Naviculales, Naviculaceae.
AUGCCACACCUAACUAACAAACAGAUGAAAGCUCUGACAGAUGAAUUGAUUUGCCCAAUCACCUUGGAAUUUCCAUGGGAUCCUGUCAUGGCUGAGGAUGGACAUGUAUAUGAUAGGGACGCUAUUGAGCAGCACUUCCGCGACCAUCGUGGGGAUCUCAAGUCACCAAUCAGCAACAAAAAGAUGGGAAAGAACCUCUUGCCAGCAACCCAGCACCGCAACAGCAUUGAAGCCUUGGUCGAUUCUGGUGUCGUUGAUCCAGCUUUGCCAGCCAAAUGGAAUGAUAUGGCAAAGCAGAAGAUUGAACAUGAAAAGUUGACGAAGAACUUGGUGAAGAAGGCAGAGAGUGGUGAUUCAACUGCGAUGUACCGACUUGGACUCAACUAUGAACAUGGUCGCGAUGGUUUCAAGCAAGACCAGAAGUUGGCCUUUCAGUGGUACAAGAGAGCCCUGCCAAAAAUGUGUUUGGAACAGCCGCAUUAG